Molecule: messenger RNA, 2176 nt
Organism: Morone saxatilis (striped sea-bass)
Lineage: Eukaryota; Metazoa; Chordata; Actinopteri; Moronidae
Gene: rnf122
Product: ring finger protein 122
Source: RefSeq, a predicted model, not a curated record
GGUGCUUCUGUGGUCUGGGACUGGUUUACUCCAACAAGUCGUGCACCAUGCCGCCCAUCACCUUCCAGGACCUGCCUCUCAACAUCUACAUGGUCAUCUUUGGGACAGGCAUCUUUGUCUUCAUCCUUAGCCUCAUCUUCUGCUGUUACUUCAUCAGCAAACUACGACACCAAGCCCAGAGUGAGCGGUUUGGAUACAGAGAGGUGGUACUAAAGGGAGAUCCAAAAAAGUUGAGUCUUCAUGGGCAGACGUGCGCCGUUUGUCUGGAGGACUUCAAAGUGAAAGACGAGCUGGGAGUGUUACCAUGCCAACAUGCUUUCCACAGGAAGUGUCUGGUAAAGUGGCUGGAGGUGCGCUGCGUCUGCCCCAUGUGCAACAAACCCAUAGCUGGCCCACCUGAGCAGCACCAUAGCAUAGGGACUCUGCUGGACGAACUGGUGUAACCUCUCACCCCCCUACCAGCCUGGGUGGGACGCCUGCGCCCGGCCAAACCAGCUGGUAAAAGUUAGCGACCAACAGGAAGAGGGACAUUGUUUUUGCUGUUAAAACACAGCAAAGCGGCAACAUGAUGAUAGUAAGUUGGGGUAACCUAGUUACCACUCGAAAAAGGACUAUGAAGGAUGCUGUUGCCUGGCAACCAUCUCCGAGAUGGCAACACGACACCUUGUAGUGUCUGAGAGAUUCUCUCCAGCCACCCACACAUCACUCCACCACUCUUCUUUCAACAUCCCCCUUUUCACCCGUUCCAUCACAUCUUCUCGUGUUGCCUUGAGUGAGGUUAAUGGCACCACUGAAGUGAAGGAGACACAGUUGCAUUUUUCACAUUGAUGUGAACAAAUGAGUGUUAAAGGAUGACAGUAGUGAUCCCCUCUCAGCAUGAAUGAGUGUUGUAUGCCAUGGUGGUCACUGAUAUGAGAUAUCAAAAUUGGCUGAGGUUAUUGAAACUCUCGUGAAAAAUGGAUGGAGGUCUUACAUUCUUCGAGAGAAGAAUUUUUGGGCCACAGAUGAGUUACACAGUGCUAACAGUAGAUUCCUAGAGUUUAUUAAAUUAAAAAAAUGGUAGAAGAAGGGUUUCACAAAAGUGUCUGGAGCUGUCUGGAAACAAAGGCCUGUAGAGAAUUAAUAAUACUGUAGCGAAGGCACAGACAGGGUUGAUUAAGACUGCCUUCAAGGAAAUUAAAAACUUUGGCCUAAGAUUAUAAAUUGGAGUCACACCAGUUAAAAAACAAUGAUUGAAAAGGUGGAUUAACGCCUCAUCAGUAAGACCUAGAUUAUUUGUGUUACUUAGAAGAAGCAGCUCAAACUGUAGUCCAUGUGUAGCAGAUUAAUCAGUGUUUUUGCAGAUGCGUUGAACUGAUACUGAUGUGUAAAAAUCCAUAUUUGGUGCCCACCUCUACAGUGAUAUCAUGUAUGUUCAUGCUCCAGUUGUGUUUUUUUCCACUGGGAUGUUUUAUUGUUCAGAAAUGUUUUAUUGUGUUAAUGUAGAUGGAAGGAACUGACACCUCCUGCCUGUUGCUGUAACAGUUCGGUUCUUUGUUGAUAUAUAUGUUUUUUUUUUUUUUUUGAUAUUGCACUUUGAAUUCACAAAAAAAAAAAAAAACAAUUUCCAUGCCUUUGUUCUUCACAAAUGUUAGACUAAGGUUUGGAUGCAGCACAGCAGGUCCCUUGUUUUCAGGUGUGGUGAAUCUUUUAUAAAAGUCUAUGAAGUAUCAGAGAUGCUGCUUCAUCUCAAGAUAAAGGAAGCAGCAGUACAGACCCUCGCUGUUGUUAUGUGAAUCCAUCUGGGAAGCAACUGAAUCUCACUUUCAUACAUAGCAUUUUUGUGGCAUUAUUGCUGGUGAUUCUGUUUUACAUUCCUCGGGCGUAGGUUGUUUUUAUUUUAGUUUGUUGUGAAUUACAACGAUUCAGAAAGCAAAACACUGCCUAAAUUGAGCACAAAACUCACAAAGCACAUUCUCCAGAUAGAAAAGGCACCUGCACUGAAAUUAAAUGCCAAACACACACGUAAGGCUGUUGAAGUCACAUGAGUCCGUGUGCCAAGAAAAGAAAAAACAAAUCCUGUUGCAUUUUCAACACGAGACAGAGAAACGUUCACUCUGAUUCGGGCCACAUUCCACAUUUUGUAAUCCAACAGAUGUAAAUAACUUGAAACAGUAAUAAAUACAGUUGUCUGUUU